UCGGUCCACUAAAACCCCCCGAUUCUGAUUCUUUUCUCUCUCGUCAGUUUUCAGUUCUUCUGCGGCGAUGGCAGCGGCGGCAGGGCCACGCACGGUGACUCUCGGCGGAAAAGGAUCUUCGCUGAACUCAUCCUCCGUUUUCUACGUGGCGACCGGCUUAGCUCGCGUCACAAUCGACUCCUCAGCACUAUCUCGUCGCUCCUCCUCUUCUACCAGCUCCGCCGCAAAGUUCUCCUUUACGAUUCCUGAUUAUUUCACGGCGAAGGAAGCUAGGGCGUCUCUAAUCCUUCUAUUGAAUAAGCUGCUGCUCUCUUCCUCUUCCUCCGCCUGUGCUCAAUUGGUGGAAAUUCUCCAACAGAAUGUUUUAGGUUUGGAUUAUACAAUUGAUAAUGUCGCAUCGGAGGAUCUGGCUGUGGUUGAUUACUCUGCUGCUGCGCUUGCUGGCGUUUCUGCUAUUCUGGAUCACCACACUUCCGCUUUGGUCUCUAUUGUUGAUGCUGUUGCAGCUUUAUCGUGUGAGGCGCUGCGAGCUGACGUGUCGCCCUUCAAUUUGAUGGACUCCGGAGAUGGUUCAACGGCGAAGGACGCCGUUGCUGUGGCAGCUGAUUUUAAGGUGUUUUUUAACGGUUCGAAGCUGGUUAAUUCGGGGAAGAAGCUUUCGGACGAUUCCGUGGCGGAGAUUCCGUCGCUCCAUGGAGAUUUCAGGGAUGUUUCUCGAUCGCUCCACUCGAGAGCUAGAGUUCAGUUGAAUUCCGGAUUCGGAGCUGGCUCGGCGAAGGUUUUGUCGAUGGCAUUGGGGAAUUUGGCUUCGUGCCUGUCAUAUUUGGGGAUUAAUAGCAUUCGUCGAACCCAUCUUCUUCUCUCCAGUUCCAUUUCUGAUGUGGAAUUGUGUUCUCGUCUCUCGGAAAUGAUAGCUGCUAAAUCCUUGCGCCCUGCUCUGGAGGAGCUGUACGCAUCUUCUCAAACUGCUCGUUUGGAAGAGGAUUAUCUGUUAUUCGUCCAUAAAAUUUAUGAAUUACUCGACGUGGUGAGGAAUGUAGUUUCGUGGGAGGCUACAGCUGCGUUCAUUUCACUUGGAGGAAGCGAGAUUUUUGGCGAUAGAAUUCAAGGGGACAAUGGGAGUUUGAGUGAGCCUAAAAUUGGGGAUAAUCCUAAAGCUGAUAAGAAAAGCGAGAAGAAGAAGAAGAAAGUUUUUAUGGGGAAAGGAACAGAUGCUCUCAUGCAGUUUAUCAAGGACAAGUUGCUCGGGGGAGCUGCAGAAUUUGACUUGGAAAAAUUCGCUCAGGAUUUCCAGUCAUUACUGGAUGCAGAGGGUCCAUGUUUUAAUGAUCUCGUCGUGAAAGUGAAAGAGAUUGUGGAAACCAAUGAAAGUCGAAGGCUUCCGAAGCUACCUAAGGGUACCCGUGAUUUUGCAAAAGAGCAGAUGGCAGUUAGAGAGAAAGCUUUCAAAAUUAUAACCGAGGUUUUUAAAAGGCACGGCGCCACAGCUUUAGAUACCCCGGUCUUUGAAAUGAGAGAGACUCUUAUGGGAAAGUAUGGAGAAGACUCAAAAUUGAUCUAUGACCUUGCUGAUCAGGGUGGCGAACUCUGUUCACUCCGAUAUGACCUGACAGUUCCUUUUGCUCGAUAUGUUGCUAUGAAUGGCUUGACAUCCUUCAAAAGGUACCAGAUAGCAAAAGUUUACAGACGGGACAAUCCAUCAAAGGGACGUUAUCGUGAAUUCUAUCAAUGUGACUUUGACUUUGCUGGUCAAUUUGAAAAAAUGUUGCCAGACUUUGAGGUCAUAAAAAUCUUGACAGAGUUGCUUGAUGAACUAGCUAUUGGAGAUUACGAGGUGAAGCUAAACCACCGGAAGUUACUUGAUGGCAUGUUGGCUAUCUGUGGGGUGCCACAAGAGAAAUUUAGAACUAUUUGUUCAAGUAUUGACAAGCUAGACAAGCAAACAUUUGAGCAGGUUAAAAAGGAAAUGGUAGAAGAAAAAGGUUUGACUGAGGAGACAGCCAAUAAAAUUGGAAGUUUUGUUGAAAAUAGAGGAUCGCCUAUGGAGUUACUGUCCAAGUUAAAACAGGAAGGCAGUGAGUUCUUAUCAAACAGUGAAGCAGAGCUUGCAUUGAAUGAAUUGGAGAUUUUAUUCAAAGCUCUACUGAAGUCCAAGUGCAUAAACAAAGUAGUUUUCGACUUGAGUCUGGCAAGGGGUCUGGAUUACUACACUGGAGUCAUAUUUGAAACUGUUUUCAAAGGGGGUGCACAGAUUGGUUCAAUUGCUGCUGGUGGACGCUACGACAAUCUCAUAGGUAUGUUUGGCACGAAGCAGGUUCCCGCUGUUGGAGUCAGCUUAGGAAUAGAGAGAGUAUUUGCUAUCAUGGAGCAAAUCCAAAAAGACCAGGAUAUACGAGCAACUGAAACUCAAGUUCUGGUGAGCAUCCUAGGCGACGACAUCUCACUAGGCGCCGAACUGGCGAGUGAGCUGUGGGAUGCCAAGCUGAAGGCUGAAGUUAUGGUGCAUACGAGACUAAAAAAGCACAUAGACCGUGCCAUAGGGUCCAAGAUACCCUACAUGGUGAUAGUAGGCGACCAGGAGCUCAGCAAAGGCGUCGUCAAACUGAAAGAUGUCACUGCCGCAACUGAGGACGAAGUCCCAAGAACCAGACUCGUGGCGGAGCUACAGAGACGGUUGAACAUCUCACCUUAAUAGACAGCCAUAAUCAUCCUGUUUCAGUUUCUCUGAUUUUGACAGUGGAUAUAACAGUUUUUUGACCCCCUUCUUACACCAACAAAUUUAGCUAACAUGUAUUUUUUCUUAUAUAUUUUGCUUUGUACACUGUUUAAGGAUCCACUCAUGUUACAAAAUAUUUUGUGUAAAAAUCUGUCCUAAACGAAUUACCUGGAUGUUAAUGUAGGUGAUAUCUAAUUUUGGCCCAA
Molecule: messenger RNA, 2922 nt
Organism: Salvia hispanica
Lineage: Eukaryota; Viridiplantae; Streptophyta; Magnoliopsida; Lamiales; Lamiaceae
Product: histidine--tRNA ligase, cytoplasmic-like
Biological process (GO): mitochondrial translation; histidyl-tRNA aminoacylation
Cellular component (GO): cytosol; mitochondrion
Molecular function (GO): RNA binding; histidine-tRNA ligase activity; ATP binding
Source: RefSeq, a predicted model, not a curated record